AUGACUCUGCAAACCACAGGAAUCGCGCUGAUAGCGUUUGUGUACUUCUUCAUCCGCUACCUCAACCGCUCAGAUACUCCCAAGAUCAAGAAUCUUCCUGAGAUUCCUGGCGUACCGCUUUUCGGAAACCUUCUCCAGUUCGGAGACAAGCACGCAAAAGUCGCCGGGCAACUGGCAAAGAAGUAUGGGCCUGUAUUUCAAGUGCGCCUGGGGAAUAGACGGAUUGUAUUUGCCAAUACUUUUGACUCUGUCCGUCAUCUUUGGAUCACCAAUCAAUCGGCUCUGAUCUCUCGUCCUACGCUUCAUACUUUCCACACUGUGGUCUCCAGUUCACAAGGCUUCACUAUUGGCACUUCGCCAUGGGACGAAUCAUGCAAGCAACGUCGGAAAGCUGCUGCUACGGCACUUAACCGACCAGCUACCCAGAGUUACAUGCCAAUUAUUGACCUCGAAUCUCGUGUUUCAAUCAAAGAGCUGUUGGAAGACAGCGACAAUGGGAAGAAGGACAUUGAUCCCAUUGCCUACUUUCAGCGCUUCGCACUCAAUACUUCCCUUACUCUGAACUACGGUACGAGAAUAGAUGGCAAUGUCAACAAUGAGCUUUUGGUUGAGAUCUGCGACGUGGAGAGGGCAAUCUCGAAUUUCAGAAGUACGAGCAACAACUGGCAGGAUUAUAUCCCAUUGAUGAGGUUAUGGCCGAGUCAGAGUUCGGACGCAAAGCAAUGGAGAGAUAGGAGGGACAAGUAUUUAACUUUCUUAUUGAAUAAGUUGAAGAAGAACAUCGAGGAUGGAACGGACAAGCCUUGUAUCACGGGAAACAUCCUGAAGGACCCAGAGGCAAAGCUGAACGAAUUCGAGAUAAAGUCCAUCUGCCUCACCAUGGUAUCAGCUGGUCUUGAUACUGUUCCGGGGAACCUCAUUAUGGGGAUCGCAUAUCUCUCCUCCAAACAUGGACAGGAGAUCCAAAAGCGUGCUUACGAUGAAAUCAUGAAAGUGUAUCCCGAAGGUGACGCAUGGGAAAAGUGCAUACAGGAGGAGAAAGUACCUUACGUUACGGCAUUCGUAAGAGAAGUGCUACGGUUCUUCACCGUGAUCCCAAUUUGUCUGCCCAGGACGAGUAUCAAGGAUAUCAAGUAUGAGGAUGCGGUCAUUCCUGCUGGGACGACAUUUUAUAUGAACGCCUGGGCCGCCGACUUCGACCCAACACACUUCAAAAAUCCCGAAGAAUUCUCCGUCGACCGCUACCUCGACAACCUGGAAGGCACAGGCGGAACACCGCACUACGCCUACGGUGCCGGGUCCCGCAUGUGCGCCGGCUCACAUCUAGCAAACCGCGAACUGUACACAGCCUUCAUCCGUCUGAUAACAGCAUUCCAUAUUGAACCUCCGAGGGAUAAGAAGGAUCUGCCGAUCUUGGAUGCUCUGGAAUGUAAUGCUAUUCCGACGGGAUUGACGACGGAUCCGAAGCCGUUUAAGGUGGGGUUUAGGUGUAGGGAUGAGGAGAAGGUUCGGUUGUGGAUGAGGGAGAGUGAGGAGAGGACGAAGGAUUUAUAG
Molecule: messenger RNA, 1554 nt
Organism: Cadophora gregata
Lineage: Eukaryota; Fungi; Ascomycota; Leotiomycetes; Helotiales; Ploettnerulaceae
Exons: 4
Coding region: 1-1554 (517 amino acids)
Molecular function (GO): monooxygenase activity; iron ion binding; heme binding
Source: RefSeq, a predicted model, not a curated record